UCGCUCAUCUUCUUUAUCUUCCUCUUCACUGAUUUCACACUCAAUCAUGGACGAUCGAACCCUAGAAAAGCUAUGUGAUAAUUUUGAUCAAGCAGUUACCAUCUCUGGGGAUAAUUUGAUCAAGGCUGAACCCAUUCUUAAUGGGGAUGAAACCCCGGAAACUUCUCCUACUGUUGAUGGAGUGAAAGUUGACAGAACUUCUGGUUCAGUGGAUGAGAGUAAUGCUUCACAUUGUACCGCAGAAGUAUGUUCAUCAUAUCAAGAGCAGACUCUUCCAAUUCUGGAGAAGAUCGAAGAUAGCAACGAAGUGCUCGAAUUGACGAAAGAACAGGCAGCAUUAUGUAAUGAAGUCAAGGAGAGCACAAGUGUGGACUCUUUUUCUGGUUCUGAAGCUUUUAGUGCUCUUCAGCAUAUGAGUGUUCAACAUGAACUUCUAAAAAAGAAGUAUGAUGAAGAGUGCGAACUACUGAAGCAGAAGUAUACGGAGGAGUGUGUUCAACAUGAAGUUCUUAAAAAAAAGUUCGAUGAAGAGUGUCAACUACUGAAGAAGAAAUAUUUGGAGGAAUGUACUGAAAGAAAGCGUCUAUACAAUGAAGUGAUCGAACUCAAAGGAAAUAUCAGGGUCUUCUGUAGAUGUAGACCUCUAAAUGCAGGUGAAAUUGUAGAUGGAUCAACAUCGGUGGUCGAAUUUGAUCUAUCUCAUGAAAAUGAACUGCAGAUCAGUUGUGCAGGUUCCUCUAAAAAGCAGUUUAAGUUUGAUUACGUGUUUAAACCCGAGGACAGCCAAGAUGCCGUUUUUUCUCAAACAAUGCCCAUUGUGACCUCUGUUUUGGAUGGGUAUAAUGUCUGCAUAUUUGCCUAUGGACAAACUGGAACAGGGAAGACGUUUACCAUGGAAGGGACACCAGAAAAUAGGGGAGUCAACUACAGAACUUUAGAGAAGCUAUUUAGCUUAUCUAGUGAGAGAAGCAGUAUCAUGAAAUAUGAGUUGUUUGUCAGCAUGUUAGAGGUUUAUAAUGAGAAAAUAAAAGAUCUCCUGGUAGAGAACUCAAAUCAACCGGUUAAGAAGUUGGAGAUAAAACAAUCUGCAGAAGGAACUCAGGAAGUUCCAGGACUUGUUGAGGCUCGUGUAUAUGGUACAGAUGAAGUAUGGGAACUGCUCAAGUCCGGAAGUCGGGCAAGAUCUGUUGGAUCAACUAGUGCUAACGAACUUAGCAGCCGCUCUCACUGCUUACUGCGGGUGACUGUUGUGGGAGACAACUUGAUUAAUGACCAGAGGACUAGGAGCCACCUUUGGCUUGUUGACCUUGCUGGCAGUGAGCGUGUGGGGCGGAUAGCCGUUGAAGGCGAGAGGUUGAAAGAGUCACAAUUCAUAAACAAGUCAUUAUCUGCACUUGGGGAUGUCAUUUCUGCACUAGCCUCUAAGACAUCUCAUAUUCCAUACAGGAAUUCAAAGCUCACACAUAUGCUGCAGAGCUCUCUGGGGGGAGAUUGCAAAGCAGUCAUGUUUGUCCAAAUCAGCCCUAAUAACACAGAUUUGGGAGAAACUCUAUGCUCGCUGAAUUUUGCUAGUCGAGUUCGAGGAGUUGAGCACGGCCCUGCUCGCAAACAGACAGACCUUGCAGAGCUCAUGAAGCAUAAACUACUGGCAGAAAAAGUGAAGCAUGAUGAGAAGGAAACCAAAAAAUUGCAGGACAAUUUGCAGUCUCUGCAGCUGAGACUUGCUACCAGAGAACAGACGUGCCGAAGUCUUCAGGAUAAGGUUCGUGAUCUGGAAAACCAAUUGGCAGAGGAGAGGAAAAUACGUCUAAAGCAGGAAAGCAAGGCUUUAGCUGGAGCUUCUCGUGAGUUCACAACCUCGUCAUAUUUAAGCCAACCACAGAAGAUAACAACAGAGAAGAAACCACCACUGGCUCCUUCAAAAGCACUGAGACUGCCUUUGAGAAAAAUCAGCAAUUUUGUGCCCCCUCCAUCCCCUCUUGCUCGUCCUCCUGCAAAAACUAGGAAGUCCUUUGUGCCAUCGGCAUCACAUGACAAGGAAAAUAUAGAAAGAACAUCAAUGACAAAGGCAGUUUUGAAACCAAGGCGAGGAUCUAUUAUUGCAGUUAGACCACCACCUCAAGGAACAAACCAGGUUUUCCAGCCCAAAAGACGGGCUUCUAUUGCAACCCUUCGCCCUGAGUCUAGCAUUUCAACUUUCAAUAACUCUGCUGCUCGACCAAGGAAUGACCGGUUCAUUGGUCGGCAAUCAUUUGUCUGGGAUCCACAAAGAAUGUGGCGUACAUCUAGAAUGCUUUCUCCAAUAGCACAGGCAAAGGAAACAUCUAUUGCAACACCAGUAGGGGCAACCCCAAUUGGUUCACGAAGCAGUAAAUUCAUGGGAAGUCCUCCUUCACAAGCACCAGGUUCAUGGAGGCCCAAGCAUCCAACAGUUGUUGCAUUAAAGAAGCAAUUGGUGUGGAGUCCUCUGAAGAAGGUCGCGAGAAGUAGCAAUAGGAAGUCCUUGUAUUCUUCUUAAUGAUGUUAGAGAGCUCAGAAAUUUCCAUGAGUAUAUGCCCCUUGGUAUAGAUUUCUUCUGUUCUUUCCCCUCGAUUAUACACAGUGUAUGCAUCUUGCCUACUGUUAUGAGCUAUAUUCAUUGCUUAUCAAUCCCCACCCCUUAAGGGUACAGCUUAGCCUCAAGAUUUGCUGAUUGAUCAUUGUGUUAAUUGAUCUGUGCAUUUAUAA
Molecule: messenger RNA, 2727 nt
Organism: Solanum verrucosum
Lineage: Eukaryota; Viridiplantae; Streptophyta; Magnoliopsida; Solanales; Solanaceae
Product: kinesin-like protein KIN-14S
Exons: 14
Coding region: 47-2518 (823 amino acids)
Biological process (GO): microtubule-based movement
Molecular function (GO): microtubule binding; microtubule motor activity; ATP binding
Source: RefSeq, a predicted model, not a curated record